Ziziphus jujuba (common jujube) is the source of this 2582-nucleotide messenger RNA. RefSeq names its product ankyrin repeat-containing protein At5g02620-like. Gene Ontology annotation, molecular function: protein phosphatase regulator activity; protein phosphatase 1 binding. The coding region runs from base 1 to 2475 and encodes 824 amino acids. Lineage: Eukaryota; Viridiplantae; Streptophyta; Magnoliopsida; Rosales; Rhamnaceae. The transcript is spliced from 5 exons. The record is from RefSeq and is a predicted model, not a curated record. Gene Ontology annotation, cellular component: plasma membrane.
AUGCAACGGCAACAUGUUGUGGCAAGGAUAUUAGUACAAGAAGCAAAUAACCACAAGAAGGCUGCUGAAAAAGGGCCAGUGAAAAUACUAACUCAACCUAAAAAUCACAAAGGCAAUAUGAUGAAGGAAUUGAAGUCACAUAUUUGUGACUCGGAAGGAAGAUCAGAAAACUUAAAGAGUUUGGCCGAAACUACUGCUAAGAAAGUGGUCAUCUCAUCUGAAGUUAGCACUUUAGUGGUGAAGAAUUAUGCAAAGAGAUGGGUCAGAAAGCAAAAUGUUGAAUUCCCAUUAUGCUCAAAUGACAUGGACAAAAAUCUAAUGGAGAAAGACAUACUUGUUUCUUCAAUUGGCAAGUCUUCAAUGGUCAAAUUUGGAAUUAUGGGAGAAGUGAUGGUCAACAUGGUUGUCGUCCUGUCUUUAUCAUUUAGAUCUCGACCUGGUCAGGAGUGCAUCAUAGGAAAAGAUGGUCAUUUGGUUGGAAUCACAACCUUGAAGUUUGAUGGAUUAAGCGACCACAAUUUGGUUGGUGAUGUGGACAACAUCAGAUCCCGCGGCCAAAACAACACUAUUCUUCAUAUAGCGGCUAAAUCUGGGAAGCUAAGGCGACUUGAAGAAGAUGAUUAUCUGCUCCGUUUUCUUUACGAGCAAAACAAUGAAGGAAACACUCCACUUCACAUUGCAGCAAAGUUAGGGCAUUUGGAGACUGUAAGAAUUCUAGUGGAAAUGGCAAGAAAGAUAGAUGUUGAGCAAAACAAGAGGCUAUUGACCACAGAGAAUAAUGAAAAAGAUACAGCACUCCAUGAAGCUGUUCGCCAUAAUCACCUCGAGGUUGUCAAGUUACUAACUGAAGAAGACCCUGAUUUGGCGUCCAUAGUAAACGGCGAAGGAGACUCUCCUCUUUUCAUGGCGGUGGAUAGAUGCUUUUACCAAGUUGCCCUGCAUAUCCUAAGCAAUGCUCCAAAUUGUUCUUAUCAAGGAAGGAACGGCAUGAACGUCUUGCACGUAGCCGCCAUUCGCUCCAAAAAACGUCCUGUAACUUUAACUUCGGAAGAGUGGGAAUCACUGCUUGGUGUAAGGAUGCUCACUCAUUUACUGCGAAGAAGUCUCUCACGUAGACUUGACAUCGAAAAGACAGAAUUUGGGCUUCUGGUUCUGGAAAAUGUUCAGGCUUUAACACUAGAACAAGCUGAUGAUUUGGGGUGGACUCCUCUUCACUAUGCAGCACAUAUUGGCAACGAGGUGCUUGUUAAACAAUUUUUGAACAAAGAUAGGAAGAGACUUCCUUUCUUUAGGAACAUAGAAGGUAUGUCUGCCCUGCACAUUGCAGCAAAGAAAGGACAUGAUUCUGUCAUUAGAGUGCUAAUGGAAAGUUGUCCAGAAGUUUGUGAGUUGUUGGAUAACAACGGUCGGACAGCUCUUCAUAUUGCGGUGGAAAGUAGAAAGGAAAUGGCGGUGAAAUUUUUCCUAAAACAGGCCAUGGCAUUUCAGGAUCUUAUAAACCUGAAAGAUAAUAAAGGAAAUACAGCUUUGCAUGUAGCUGCUACUGUAGGAGAUUUCCACAUUUUAAGAAUUCUUACAAAUGACUCAAGAAUUGACAAAGGAGCUACAAACAAGGACAAACAGACAUUUGUUGACAUAAUCCUAUCAAACAAGGAGCUACACGAUACUGAAAUUUUGAAUAUCAUGGUGGGUUUGGAGAUAGAAAGUGUUUUACCACCACGUUCUGAACAGAAGGUGGAUACAAUAAAAACAAAUGAAGCAGAGAGUAAGAAAAAGAAAAAAGAUGAAAUACAAAUUGAAGAAGACGAAGCCGGCUGUCAACAGCAAACUAAUGAAGCAGAGAGUAAGGAAAAGAAAAAAGAUGAAACACAUGUUGAAGAAAACGAAGAAGCCGAUUGGAAACCGCUUCAAAAGAUGGUAAUGGUAUCAUUAGACAAGAAGAAGGAGGAUUUGAAAAAGAAGAUGAAGGAUUUCUCCAACCUCAAUUUAGUGGUAGCAACAAUCAUAGCUGCCGCCACUUUUGCGGCCGCUUUCGCAAUUCCCGGUGGUUACAACGACCAAGGGCUACCAGUUCUCUACAGAAGUAAAGAAUUCAAACGGUUUCUACGUUUGGAUGAAUUUGCUUUUGUUCUAUCAACUGUGUCCUUGUUGCUCAACUUUAUUCUCAUGCUAUGUAAAGAAAUAUUCGCAGUCACUUUAGUCCCAAUUGCUUUGGCAGCAUAUCUUACAGGGUUCUCACUUGUCAUGAUGGUUGUUGCUUUCGCCCAAGGUAUAACGGCAGUCAUCCCUCGUUCAGAAAACCACAACAUCUUCAAGAAGGACGCCUAUCUAACUGGCAGCACUCUUCGCUUCGUGUUUCUUUACUUCUUCCUCGUAGUUUUUUUACUUGCUCUAGCACUGGCCGGGUUAAACGCAACACCUAGAAGAUCUGAGCCUCGCACCAGUGUCAGAAGUCGUUUUGGACUCUGGAGUUGAAACAUUAUAUUUAAAUUUAAAUUGCAUAUCAAUGUUGGAACUCCGUUUGUAUUGUAUUAGCUGUGCUGGAUAUUGUUAAGUACUUCCAAUGAACCCCACUAUUAGUU